CCUGCUGAAUAAAAUGCCCACUGCUUAUAUAGCAUACUUCGGGUAGGUUUUCGAAGAAUUGAGUUCAUAGAAUGCUAUUUAUAUCCAGGCUACAUGUAUUCAAUAUCUCAGUUUAAAAAUAUUUUUCACCUCAGAUUCCGAUAUUUACAAUACCGACGUUACUUAAUAGCAAACAGAGAUGCAGCCUGGUAACGCAAUUUUAGUUCUGUUCUUGAGUUGUGUCGUGUUUCUCCCUCCUACUCGUUCAUCAUCACAAGCAGAUCUUGGGUUAUGCUCGCAGGUUUACUUGAUGCAUCAAUAUUGCACGAGUCAAAAAAUCAACAAUAUACCUGAAGAUGAUUUUGUGAGCAGUCGUAGCGGGGCUCGAGUGGGUAAAGCAGGGCCUCCUGGGCCGCCAGGACGGCGGGGAGAAGCAGCAGUGAUAAACUACACAAAGAUUUUUGCUAAAAUGGAACAAAAGUUUGAAGAUCUUAAAUUGGAGUUUGAUAAAAAAUCAUUGAUGUAUGACGAGAUGGCUGAGCAAACAAAGAGGAAUCAGAUUUUGAUUGAAGAACUUCAAAAAAAUAUGAUUCAAACAACAAUCGUAGAUUGCCAAACCGUGAAGCCUGAAUACGCAAAAUCAACUGAUGAAAAAGGAGGGGUGUACGAUAUUUUCAGAAAUAACAAACGUUACGAAGUAUAUUGCGAUCUUACUACGGAUGAUGGAGGAUGGAUCGUGUUUCAGCGUCGUCAAGAUGGAUCGGAAAAUUUUUACAGAACAUGGCAUGACUACGCUAAAGGAUUCGGAAACAAAACAGGAGAAUUUUGGUUAGGUCUAGACGCUUUGCAUGCAUUGACGCUUAACGGAGAAUACGAAUUGCGAAUUGAUCUUUUGGAUAAAGAAGGUAACACAGCAUACGCCAAAUACAGCACUUUUUCUGUCGGAGGUAAAUCUACCAAUUACGCGAUGAAUGUAGGAGGUUACAGUGGGUCUGCUGGAGAUUCUAUGGCGUACCAUAAUGGAAUGCCUUUUUCAACACGAGAUCAAGAUAACGACAAAUGGAGUUUGCAUUGCGCAGAUUUCACAAGAGGUGGAUGGUGGUUUAAAAGCUGUAUGCAUUCUCAUUUAAAUGGAAACUACAACGGAGAGGGCGAUAGUAGAGCCGGUCCUGCUGGGUUGUACUGGCAUCACUGGAAAGGCUCCGGUCACUCCCUUGGAGGUACUGAAAUGAUGUUUCGUAAAAGUGACUAGCCUAGCGAUGACUAGCGAUUGAAACAUCUCGAAACAGAUAUUUCAACUUCAUCGAAUCGGUCUCAGCAAAUAUAAUGUUUAGUUUUAUGGUAUAAUUAUCACAGGUGUAUAGAGAAGAUGUUUUCAGACAAGAUGGAAAUAAUUUUGCGAGAACGGGCUUUUACGCGAAUGAUGAUGCGCAAAUAAUAAUUUACAUAUAUAUCAAAAUUUUGAUAAAGUU
Messenger RNA from Styela clava, 1451 nucleotides. RefSeq names its product microfibril-associated glycoprotein 4-like. The record is from RefSeq and is a predicted model, not a curated record. Lineage: Eukaryota; Metazoa; Chordata; Ascidiacea; Stolidobranchia; Styelidae.